AUGUAUUGUCAGAAGUGCCGGCAACCUCUUCGGAUAGACGCCUCAGUCCAGGAGCUCAACCCGGCGUCUUUCGACCUGCUCGUUGCGUCUACGGCCAAAUCCCAAGAAAACAACACCAAUGUAUCACGUCUCACCUUCCCAAGAGAACGGAAAGACCUAUAUGAUCGUGUUUCCGGCUCGAUACAUCCUCCCAUCUACAAACGGAACAUCCCUGCCCCCCAGGAUGGUGCCCAGUCAGUGGACCAUGGACCCAGCAAUGGACACCCUGACAUGUCCUUCGUUGAGAUAACACAGUCUCAGGUGGCCUUGCAAGAGAGAGAUCAAGCCGACCGAACGAGGCGCAAGACAGAUGGAAAGAAGGACGACGAUAACUCGGACGAGGGUGAGAAAGCGAACCUAUUGUCCACACGGGUGGCUAAGACAGAGACGCUGUUCUCGGUUUUGUCCUCAUAUUCAGACAUCGAUCAUCCGAUAUGCCAGGAAUGCACCUCCAUACUCCUGACCUCCUACAACGCCCGGCUGUCUGGUUCGCUGAAGGAGAGAGACGCUUAUGCUUCAUUCCUCAAGUCUGUACAGCAGACCGUCUCGUCUAUAUCGAGCGGAAACGACACCAAAGCACGCAAAGAGGUCCAAGACGUACAGAAGCAGGGAGAGUCUACUUACAAUCAGCUCACUCGGGCUGAAGGCGAAUCUCGUCAGGUCGAAGGGGAGAUUGCAAGCCUGGAGGAGGAGACGCACCAGGCUGACUUGGACGAACAAGCGUAUUGGCAGUCGCGGAACGCCUUUGAUGACGAUCUGUACCAGAUUACAGUUCGUCUCAUGUCCUUGAAGGAGAAAUAUGCCCAUGAUCGUCAACAGCUUGAGCGGCUUCAACGAACCAAUGUCUACAAUGACACAUUCUGCAUAGGCCAUGAUGGGUAUUUUGGCACCAUCAACGGUCUGCGACUCGGCCGUCUGCCGAAUCAGAAUGUCGACUGGGCCGAGAUCAAUGCAGCAUGGGGCCAGACAUUAUUGCUCCUCGCUAUUGUCGCAGAGCGGCUGAAGUAUUCGUUCCAAGGCUACCGCCUACGACCGCAAGGGAGCACAUCUCGCAUUGAGAAGCUGGAGUAUCCCCAACAAGCGCCUGGUGCAACGCGGCAAAACGGCGCAGAUCGUGGACUACGUUCAGCCUCUGCGAACCCGGAGCCAAAGGUCACUCGACUGGACUUGUUCAGCAGUGGUGACAUGGCAAUUGGUCGGCUCUUGAAUCAUCGACGGUUCGACGCAGGAAUGGUGGCAUUUUUGGAGUGCUUAAAUCAGUUGGGCAAAUAUGUUGAGCGCACAUCCAGCAUUGAAGCCAACACACAUAAUCACCACGGUAGGAACGCAAAUAUGCGUAGUCCGCUUCCGAAAAGGGUGUUACCAUAUCCAAUACAGGGCGACAAGAUCGGGGACGUCUCCAUCAAACUUGGGGUCGGAUUCCAUCAGGAUGAGAAUUUUACGAAGGCUUGCAAGCAUGCUUUGACGAACUGCAAGUUCCUCCUGGCUCAUGUUAGCAAUCUUGAGGUCCAGAAAACUCCAUGA
Capronia coronata CBS 617.96 is the source of this 1563-nucleotide messenger RNA. RefSeq lists its product as uncharacterized. Gene Ontology annotation, biological process: autophagosome assembly; autophagy; late endosome to vacuole transport. The record is from RefSeq and is a predicted model, not a curated record. The transcript is spliced from 2 exons. Gene Ontology annotation, cellular component: phosphatidylinositol 3-kinase complex, class III, type II; phagophore assembly site; phosphatidylinositol 3-kinase complex, class III, type I. NCBI's taxonomy places the organism in Eukaryota, Fungi, Ascomycota, Eurotiomycetes, Chaetothyriales, Herpotrichiellaceae. Bases 1 to 1563 code for a protein of 520 amino acids.